AUGGUGGGUCCGAGGAAUACCGCCUACGCCGAGGAGAGCGCGGAGGUUGAAGUCCUGUAUGCCAACCUGGAGAAGCUCAACCGACUCACGAAGAAGAUCCAAGGUUCCAUGGUACGCUUGGAGACAGGAGGAAAAGUCGUCAAAGAAGCCAUUGGUCCCAUCUACAGCAAUACUCAAUCCCUGCAAGUCACCAACAGCAACAUCGAUAAAGUCAACGACGCCAUCGACCGCCUGCGCCAACCUCUCGAUGCGAAGAACCGAGAAGAUGGCAUCAUUCGCGCAGGACCGCAGAGCUCAGGCCUCGCGCAGUAUUUGUCGGCGAUGAAACGUGUUGAGAAGGCGCUGGUCGACCUCAACACCACCAACCUGCGAUCAAAUCAGAACGCGAUCGCUGAUUUUAACUCCCUCCUAAACACCGGCAGCACAAAACUUCAAGAUUUGCUAAGGGCAGAAUUGAACCAGCACGCCGCUCCGAUCGAACCCCUACACUAUCUGACCAAAGACCUCCCCUUCCCAUCCAUACCCGAUGAAACAGUCUCCCAUCUAGCGCCCGUGUGCUCGGUGGUCGCCUCCGCAUCUGCUCAUGGCUCUCAGCGCAGCAAGGGGGAGAACCCCGCAAUAAAGGUUUAUGCGGAGGUACGGGGCCCAUACAUCGCAACCAGCUUACAGAAUCUUGCUAUCGCGUCUCUCAAUACUGUCAAACGCCGACCAACCGAUGGUCCCUACAAACAAGGGACCAACGGUAUCGGUAUCUACUCCAACGCGCUGGAGGCCUUCAUAACCACCGAACAUGGCAUUAUCGUACAAAUGUUUCCCGGGGACCAGCAAGGCCUGGCAUUACAGGCCACCUUCCUCCCGGCUAUGGGCGAAUACUCCAAAACACUGCGGGAACUUAAUAAUUACAUCAAGGCCAAUUUGAUGACGGAUUGCUUCCUCGCAUUCGAGAUUAUUGAAAUUGUGACGGCCAUGUCUUACCGAAUUGACUCUAAGGCAGCGGAACUGAAGAGUCUCCUGAUCGAAGCCCUUCGGCCUGUACGCGAGACCGCCAAGUCAUCGCUCUCCGAGUUGCUGGAGGAGACGAAACGCAAAGCUGCUAGCGCUGCACUUCCACCGGACGGUGGAUCGGUGCCUCUUGUAGAGGAAGUGAUGAGCUCAUUAGCCACAUUAACAGGCUACUCGGGUCCUUUGGCCUCUAUCUUGACAUCUUUGGGGGAUGGAAACUGGCGUACCAAGUCCAACACCGCCGGCUCGGCUCCGUUGGAUGUAGGCCCAGACAGCAGCACUCUUCUGUCGCACUUCAUUCUCGAUAUGAUUGAGGCUUUGAUGACCUCCCUCGAAGCUCGCGGUCGCGCUUUCCAUCGGUCCAAGGCAGCCCUUGGAGUAUUUCUGUCAAAUGUCUUUUGCAUUGUCGAUCGGUCGAUCCGACAGAGUCCAGAACUGGCACGAUAUCUGGGCUCCCCAGACAGUAUCGCUAGAAUCGACACCUUCCGCAAGCGUGCUACGUCUACCUAUCUUGAUGCAUGGAAGGAAACAUCCCAGUAUCUCCUUGAUGUGCAAUAUACCUCACGUGGGGCGCAGCGCAAUUCCAGCGGAAAUGUUGAUUCGUCAGCAAUCGUCAAGUCUCUGUCGUCUAAGGAUAAGGAUGCGAUCAAAGACAAGUUCAAAUCCUUCAAUGCGAGCUUUGAUGAGAUGGUGUCUCGCCACAAAACCCUUCACAUGGAGCGCGAGGUGCGCGGUGUCCUGACACGUGAAUUACAGACUGUCCUAGAGCCUUUGUAUGCGCGCUUUUAUGAUCGAUAUGUGGAGAUCGACAAAGGCCGUGGCAAGUACAUCAAGUACGACAAGGCAAGCCUAUCGGUACAGCUGGCGCAGUUGUCUUGA
This is a messenger RNA of Penicillium bovifimosum, 1881 nucleotides long. RefSeq names its product EXO70 family protein. Gene Ontology annotation, biological process: exocytosis. Bases 1 to 1881 code for a protein of 626 amino acids. Gene Ontology annotation, molecular function: phosphatidylinositol-4,5-bisphosphate binding. Lineage: Eukaryota; Fungi; Ascomycota; Eurotiomycetes; Eurotiales; Aspergillaceae. The transcript has 3 exons. Gene Ontology annotation, cellular component: exocyst. The record is from RefSeq and is a predicted model, not a curated record.